AUGAAGACUCUCGCAGCGACCCUCCUUUUCGCUGCAUCGGCAGCGGCUCAGGCUGGCCCCUGGGCCCAGUGUGGCGGCCAGGGACACACAGGUGCAACGACCUGCGUCUCGGGACAUUACUGCAGCGUCAUCAACCCUUGGUAUUCGCAGUGUCUGCCCGGCACGGCUCCCGGCGGCCCCCCUCCUCCGCCACCCACCACUCCCGUCCCACCUCCACCCCCUGUGACGACUGUCAGCCCUCCGACAACAACUCCUCCAACUGCACCGCCGCCGCCGGUGACACCCGGCACUUGCCCUGCUCUGCCCAGCGGCCUCGGUCCCGCAAACGCGAACCUGCCCAACCCGUUCGUUUUCCAGAACGGUGCCGCUGUCACAACCAAGGCCGAUUGGGCAUGCCGCCAGCGCGAGAUCAGCGCCCAGAUUCAGACCUACGAGCUGGGAACCCUUCCCGGGAAGCCGCAGUCCGUCACGGGAUCAUACUCGGGCAACCGACUGACGAUCAACGUCUCUGACCAGGGCCGGUCCAUCUCCUUCGCCGUGACCAUCAACAAGCCCAGCGGCACGAACGUGCCGGCCAUCAUAGCGUAUGGUGCUGCCAGCAUCCCGGUCCCCGCGGGCGUCGCCACCAUCACCUACAACAACGACGAGGUCGCCCAGCAGCAGGGCGGCUCCUCGCGCGGCCGCGGCAAGUUCUACGACCUGUACGGCAGCUCGCACAGCGCGGGCGCCCUGACGGCGUGGGCCUGGGGCGUGGCGCGCAUCAUCGACGCGCUCGAGGCGACGCCGGCCGUGGGCAUCAACGCCGUGCGCGUCGGCGUGACGGGCUGCUCGCGCAACGGCAAGGGCGCCAUGGUGGCGGGCGCGCUCGAGCCGCGCAUCGCGCUGACGCUGCCGCAGGAGUCGGGCGCCGGCGGCUCGGCCUGCUGGCGCAUCGCCGACUGGCAGAAGCAGAACGGCCAGAACGUGCAGACGGCGUCGCAGAUUGUCGGGGAGAACGUCUGGCUCGGCACGGCCUUCAACACGUACACGAGCAACGUGCGCGCGCUGCCUUUUGACCAUCACAUGCUCGCCGGUCUCGUCGCGCCUCGCGCGUUGUACGUCAUGGAGAACUCGGACAUGGAGUGGCUCGGCUGGACUGCGACGUACGGCUGCAUGGGCGCUGCGAGGAAGCAGUGGGAGGCUCUCGGUGCCCUGGACAACUUUGGCUACAGCCAGGUCGGCGGAAAUUCGCACUGCUCGUUCCCAGCGGCCAAGCAGGGAAGCGAACUGACAGCGUUCAUCAACAAGUUCCUGCUGCAGUCGGGCGGUGGCACGACGAGCAUCUUCCGGACGGAGAAGAACCAUGGCAGCUUCAACCUGAACACGUGGGCUUCGUGGAGCGUGCCCACUCUGACGUGA
Messenger RNA from Verticillium nonalfalfae, 1398 nucleotides. It is a transcript of the gene GE1, whose product is annotated as 4-O-methyl-glucuronoyl methylesterase. Gene Ontology annotation, biological process: carbohydrate metabolic process. Gene Ontology annotation, molecular function: cellulose binding. The transcript has a single exon. The record is from RefSeq and is a predicted model, not a curated record. Gene Ontology annotation, cellular component: extracellular region. Bases 1 to 1398 code for a protein of 465 amino acids. Lineage: Eukaryota; Fungi; Ascomycota; Sordariomycetes; Glomerellales; Plectosphaerellaceae.